Mercurialis annua (annual mercury) is the source of this 754-nucleotide messenger RNA. RefSeq lists its product as uncharacterized. Lineage: Eukaryota; Viridiplantae; Streptophyta; Magnoliopsida; Malpighiales; Euphorbiaceae. Bases 92 to 592 code for a protein of 166 amino acids. The record is from RefSeq and is a predicted model, not a curated record. The transcript has 4 exons.
CUUUGGUCCCAAAUUUGAAGUACAAAGUGGGAUAACGGCAAAAACAAACAGAUAAAGAAGCCAAAAAAAUCUGAGUUUGGAUAGGAAAAAAAUGGAGUUUAGAAGGGCAAAUCGGAGCGAUGUUCAUGUGAGUGUAGAGGAAGAAGCUCAAAUGGAAGAAGAAACCAGAGAUUAUUUUGACGGGUUAGCUCCGAAACGACACACCAAGCCUCAACGCAGUGAAUAUUCAGCUCAGUAUGCUGAUUCCGAUUCAAAUUCUGAAACUCCGAUCCCUGAACUUGUAGAGUUUCAACGCCUUGAAGCUCAACCUCAGAAACUAAGUUGCAAUGGAAAAGGUGAAGUUGGGGAGGAAUUUGUGGAGACAGAAUACUACAAGGAUCUCAAUUGCAUUGAUAAGCACCACCAUACGACAGGAACAGGGUUCAUAAAAAUGGAGGAUGCAAAUGAAAAAGGGUUCAGUCUAGCAUCAGAUUCAGUAACCUCUUGUCACGCCUCAAGCAAAGGCAAUCCGGCAACUAACGACUGGAUUCCAGCUGCUUCUUCUGAUACUGUCACAUUUCCUUCAGACAAGCCCAAAAGGAGUGACAAUUAACUGAUUCACUGUCUCAUUUGUUCCACUGCUUAUUGUAUAAUUUUGUGAUUUCAAAAAUGUGUAGUAUUGUUGCAGCUCGUUUGCUAAUUUUUAUUCUGUGUUUGAGUUGGAUUAUGAUAUGAAUUCUGCAAUCCCUAUAAAUCAGAUCUUGUUUUUGUUUAA